AUGGAAGAAGAUAAUUUACAGCCUUACAAAAUUGUUUUUGUUGGUGGUGCUUCGGUUGGAAAGACAUCUAUUAUCAAUAGAUUCUAUAAACAGCAAUUUAUUAUGAAUCCAGCAGCAACAGUUCAUGCGAAUUGCGUUCAGAAACAGAUACUUGUUAAAGAUCAGCCUGUAAUCUUAGACAUAUGGGAUACAGCUGGACAGGAAAGAUUUCGUUGCAUUAGUCCAUUGUUUUUCCGAAAUGCAAAAUUAUGUAUUUCUGUUUUUGAUGCAUCAAUAGCAGAAACAAUAAAUGACGCAAUGAGCUAUGUUAAUGAUUUUUUAGAUACUGUUCCAGAUGGAAUUGUUAUAGUUGCUGCAAAUAAAAUCGAUUUACUUCCGGAUUCUGCAUCAAAUGAUUUCAUAAAUGAAGCGCAAACAAGGAUAGAAAAAGAAAAAUAUCAUUUUUACUACUGUUCUGCUAAAACAGGUGAAGGUGUCGAAGAAUUAUUCCAAGGUGCUGCCUCUUUGAUGCUUGAUGUAGUCCAAGAAAAGCAAAUGAUGAUAACAGAUAACAAACCUUCAGAAAAACGCAAUUGUUGCUAA
Messenger RNA from Trichomonas vaginalis G3, 582 nucleotides. Its product is annotated as GTPase protein. Gene Ontology annotation, biological process: phagosome-lysosome fusion. Gene Ontology annotation, cellular component: lysosome; phagocytic vesicle; late endosome. Lineage: Eukaryota; Parabasalia; Trichomonadida; Trichomonadidae. The transcript has a single exon. Gene Ontology annotation, molecular function: GTP binding; GTPase activity. Bases 1 to 582 code for a protein of 193 amino acids. The record is from RefSeq and is a predicted model, not a curated record.